AUGGCAAGCUCAAGUGAAGCACUUGAUUAUGAUCCCAAGACUGAUCCAGCAAGGAAAGCAAAGUCCAAUGAUCUAGGCAUAAAGAGGUUCAAGCAACAUUUGAUAGAUGGAUACGAAGAUAUUGUCCUUUGUCUAAAAGUUACCACUGAAAUUAGGGAAGAGAUGGAAGCUUACUUGCAAAAGAAGAGAAGAAGGCCUUUGUUCUUGGAUGGUAUUGAGGAGGAGAAUGGGGAAGAUGAAGUUGUGGAGGUGGCAACAGCAGAUGUACAAGCAGGAGCAGAUGGGGGUGCAACACCAAAAUCGGCUGCAAAAAAACCAAGUUCUAGGACAGCUGCCAAGAGAAGGCAUGCUACCUAUCAAUUGAAGGCUUCAAGACCUAGCAAUGGCAAUUCAACACCAAAGACACCAAAGUCUGUUGUUGCUAUGCUUAGAAGAACACCUAAACAGAUAGUAGUUCAAAGGCGUGCAAAGGACUUUCAACCCACCAUUGAGUCCAGCACAAGGACUAAGGAGGAGAAGCAAUAUGUGGAUUUGCAAUGGGCACUAUGGUUCAUGGAGUGUGGUGUACCCUUUAAUGCAGCAAAUUCAAGGCAAUUUGAAAUUGCCUAUGAGGCAACAACCCAAUAUGGUUCAGGGUACAAGCCUCCAACUAACCAGCAGCUUGGUGAACCUUUGCUUCAAGAAUGUGUUAAGGUGACAAGUGCCAUGAGGAAGGACCAUGAGCAGGCCUGGAAGCAAUAUGGUUGUACACUAAUGUCUGACGGAUGGACUGAUAUGAGAGUGCGCCACUUGAUUAAUUUUCUUGUGAAUAGCCCUGAGGGAAUGUACUUUUUGGAGUCAGUUGAUGCAUCAAGUCAAGUCCAUAGUGCAACAAUGUUAACUGAUUUGUUACAGGAGAAGAUUAAAGACAUUGGAAAGGACAAUGUUGUUCAAGUUGUGACCAACAAUGGCGCUAACUACAACGUUGCUGGUAAGAUUUUGAUGGAUAGGAUUCCCACACUGUUUUGGAGUCCUUGUGCCGCUCAUUGCUUGGAUUUGAUGUUGGAAGAAAUUAGGAACUUGAAGACAUUUAAGAAACCUAUUGCAUGUGCUAGGUGUGUCACCACAUUCAAUUAUAGGCAUGGGAGUCUUCUUAGUGCAAUGAGGGCUCAAACAGGUGGGACUGAUCUUGUUAGGGCAGCAAAGACCCGAUUUGCCAUAUCAUUUCUGACAUUAAAGAGUUUGUACAAGAACAAGGAUGCCUUGAAGAGCUUCUUUGUUAGUGAAGCAUGGAUUGGGAACAACUUGUGUACAACUAUAGCAGGUCAACAAGUGCAAGACUUUGUGUUAUCUAUUGAGUUUUGGAACUUAGUCGAAGAUUGCCUAAGAGCUUCAGCCCCACUCUUAAUUGUUUUGAGGGCUGUUGAUGGUGAUGAGAAGCCUGCAAUGCCAGAGGGCCUGCUCAAGCGUAUCAUGGACAUUAUUGAGAAGCGUUGGGUGAACCAAAUGGAGCAUCCAUUGUAUGGGGCUGCACUAUAUUUGAACCCAGGAAAUUUUUUUCUUCUUGUAAAAGCUAAUGAUGAUGCCACUGUUGGGCAGCUAAGAGGUUGUUUUGUUGAAGUGCUUGGAAGAAUGCAUGUUGAUGAAGCCACCGGUGCAACACAAGCACUGCAGGGUCGUAAUCUUCCUAGGAGAGCUACUGCUACUCAACAUUAUAGUCGUUCAAGAAAUGUUCAUGUUCCUGCUACUGAAGAUGGAGAAGAGGAAGAUGAAGUUGAAGACCCACAUGAUGAUGCGGAAGUGAGCGAGUGUGAAGAAGAUGACAAUGUUCCUGCUACUGAAGAAGACAAGGCUGCUGAUCCUGAUGAGUUUGAUGAUGGAUUUUGA
Miscanthus lutarioriparius is the source of this 1866-nucleotide messenger RNA. The record is from the annotation of a GenBank genome assembly. NCBI's taxonomy places the organism in Eukaryota, Viridiplantae, Streptophyta, Magnoliopsida, Poales, Poaceae.